This is a messenger RNA of Suillus subalutaceus, 978 nucleotides long. RefSeq names its product PLC-like phosphodiesterase. Lineage: Eukaryota; Fungi; Basidiomycota; Agaricomycetes; Boletales; Suillaceae. Gene Ontology annotation, molecular function: phosphoric diester hydrolase activity. The coding region runs from base 1 to 978 and encodes 325 amino acids. Gene Ontology annotation, biological process: lipid metabolic process. The record is from RefSeq and is a predicted model, not a curated record. The transcript has 8 exons.
AUGUCACCUAUUUUUGACUUCGCUCAUGCUUCGCCCACCGAAUCGCCGUUUCGCCGUGCCACUAUUUGCAAUGGAAGUCCAGAUUUGUGUACCCGUAAUUUUGGAAACGUUACCUUUGUCGGUGCCCAUGAUUCUUAUGCAGUAGGUACCAACAAUGUUACACAACAGUUGAACGACGGGAUUCGAAUGCUGCAAAUGCAAGCCCAUAACUUGAGUGGAGUCAUUGAGCUUUGCCACACGAGCUGUUCACUAUUUGAUGGCGGAAGUCUUCAGACUUACCUUACAACUGUGAAAGCCUGGCUAGACGCAAAUCCAAAUGAAGUACUUUCAUUGCUCAUCGUCAACUCUGAUACUUUUCCACCGAGUAGUUACGACACUGUCUUCAAGGCGGUUGGGCUUGACACGAUUGACUGGCCGACCCUUGGCAGCCUCAUCGAUUCGGGAACGCGAUUGAUAACUUUCAUGGACUCCAACGCUAACUUCAGCUCCGUUCCUUAUAUCAUUGACGAGUUCACUAAUAUCUGGGAAACUGCGUAUGACGUCACCACGUCAUUUGAUUGCAAUGUGAACCGGUCAAACGCCAACACCCCCACUGCUACAUCUAUGUACCUUAUUAAUCACUAUUUGGACACAUUGAUUCUUGGCCAACCUGCUCCAGACCCAAGUCAAGCUAAUCAAACCAAUGCUGUCACCGGUACAAAUUCCCUCGGUGAGCAGUUCGAACUCUGCGUUGGUCAACAGGGCAGAAACCCGAACUUCAUGCUCGUUGACUUCUACGAGUACGGUGGUGGGUCUGUGUUCGAAGUUGCUGCCACCGCUAAUGGCGUCACCUAUUCACCUACCACGCCCAUUGCAACUCCGGGAGGAACAAGUUCACCCUCAUCUUCAUCGAACUCCAGUCCGCCUAGCUUCAGUCGGUGGAGCUCGGUUUGGGUAGUCAUUGGCAGCAUAGCGUUCGGCGCCUUCUGCAUUUAUUAA